AUGCGUCGGUCGGGGAUCCAUAAAUCUGGCGCUAUCCCGUUUCUUGUUCUUUUGGUUUUCUCGCUGCUCAGUUUCGUACCGUCUCUUGCGAAGGAGUGGGACUGGGAUUUAUACAGCCUGCACGUGGGGUAUAUCGGUUAUCAGCGACGGGAAGUUUGGCAAGUUCCACACGUUAAAGAUGAUUCGAUCGGUCUGUGGUCGAGGUUACGGAGGACAGAUGCCCAGUGUCAGUCGUGGAUGAUCGAUGGCUCCUCUCAAAAACCCCGUCCGCGACGUGCUGUACUGGACACACCUUCCCGGAGCUCCUUUGAGACAGCCUCGGUUUAUACUGAUUGGAUUCCAUACGUUGGGGGAUCGCCAAAUUUUACACGAGGGACUCGUGCACUUAAAGCAUUUAUCAAACAACUAGGCAGCCUUAAGGAUCCGCGAAAUUCAACGGGGAGCGCAUCCUUCGCAACGUGUCCCUCAAAUCGAAUGCCGUCUUUCCUCAACACCUCGCUCUUUCCCAUGUAUACUGGCAGCGAAAAGCACCUCCCGAGAUUAUGGCAGCAGGUCUGCCAGUCAGGGAACGACUACUUACACAUAAUCACACAGUAUGCGUUGAGGGAGAAAAUCACCAGAUUUUCCCAAUCAGCCUCUCAUAAUUCUACGGCCUUUCACUCUUUGCUCCCCAACCAGCCCUCCCCAGAAGCUGUCUCCCCCGAUUUGCUGGCGAAUGACAGCAGCGUUGGUCCCAGCGCGUCUCUACUAACUCGCUCGCCAAACUCCGCUGUAACAACUGCGGGACAGUCCAAAAACACCGGGUUUGGUCAACAUUCGGAGCACACGCGGGGGAGUUGCAUGGCUAUUGUAAUCGCCUUGGUGGCGGGAGUUAUGUGGUUUUAG
This is a messenger RNA of Aspergillus tanneri, 885 nucleotides long. RefSeq lists its product as uncharacterized. The record is from RefSeq and is a predicted model, not a curated record. Bases 1 to 885 code for a protein of 294 amino acids. The transcript has 2 exons. NCBI's taxonomy places the organism in Eukaryota, Fungi, Ascomycota, Eurotiomycetes, Eurotiales, Aspergillaceae.